GACAGGAGGUGACAAGGAAUGGGGGUUGCUGACCAAAGGGUGGGGGCCAAGGCUUCUGAAGUCACUUAACCUUCUCCUCCACCCCUCUUUAGAGUUAUCCUUCCUAUCUUCUUGGCUCUGUCCCUUUCCCUCAGGACCCAGUGAGAAAGAAUGAGGGAGUAUUCAUGCCUCCAGGGCCCUCUGCUGCUACUGCUAUUACUAGGAUACAAGAGAACUAACAUUACCAUUCCCCUUAUGUUCUCCAAGCUCAGUUAUCAGAUUCCUACUCCUCUCUACCCUGCCCUUCACAGACGGAACUUUGGCAUCUUGUCUCCUCUCAGCCUGUCAUCACCCCAUUCCCAGAACCAGAAGUGUCCCAUCUUCCUGGUCCUCUUUACCACCACCCCCCCUUCACAAGGCCUUGGUGCUGUGUUUCACCAGGUCUGCCCAUAUGUUUCCCCAGGCUGUGGGCAGCCACGGAUGUCUAACCGAAUCGUGGGCGGGAGGGAUGCCCGGGAGGGGGAAUGGCCAUGGCAAGCCAGCUUGCAGUACCAGCGGUCCCAUGUGUGCGGGGCCUCGCUCAUCUCUCGACAGUGGGUGCUGACAGCAGCUCACUGCUUCCCAAGACCCGUGAAGCUGUCAGACUACCGCAUCCGACUAGGGGAGUUCCGCCUGGCCCGGCCUUCACCCCAAGCCCUCUCCUCGCAACUGCUGCGGGUAGUGCUCAACGCCAACUUCACGGAAGAAGGGGCCCAAGGCGACAUCGCGCUGGUCCAGCUCCGCCGCCCAGUGUCAUUCAGUGCACGUGUCCGACCCGUCUGCCUACCUGCACCUGGAGCCUUCCCAACCCCCGGAACCCGGUGCUGGGUCACUGGCUGGGGCAGCCUCCGACAGGGAGUGCCACUGCCUGGCUCCAGGCCCCUGCAGGGUGUCCAGGUCCCGCUGAUAGACAGAUGGACCUGUGACCGGCUCUACCAUGUGGACUCCAACAUCCCCCUCACCGAGCCCAUUGUCUUGCCUGGUACCCUGUGCGCAGGCUAUGCCAGGGGCAGCAGAGAUGCCUGCCAGGGAGACUCUGGGGGCCCCCUGGUAUGCAUCCAGUCUGGUCGAUGGGUCCUUGAAGGUGUGGUGAGUUGGGGCAAGGGAUGUGCUCUGCCCAACCGUCCAGGUGUCUACACCAGUGUGGCCUACUACUGGCCCUGGAUCCAGGCUCACUUAAGCACCUGGGCCCCACAUGUCAACCCCCAAGAGCCCAGUCAUCCCAGAUCCCACCAACUCUUGCCAUUAUUCCUUUCUGGCUUCUGAAAAUGGGUAACUCAGUUCAGUGUGUUGGGAAAGAGACAGGAGAAGGGAAGAGAGACUCAGUAUUUGCAUGGAAAAUUGAGUAAUGGUUCUUUCAGGGAGAAACAGGAAUAAGUGUCUGGGUCCCUUCCCCCACUCCUUUCCCAACAACCUCAAGAGGUCAUUUCACCCCAGAAUCCUCCUACUUCUAGAAUUGCUUCUCCUGUUUAGUUCUACUCUGGGAGACGCUGGGCCUCCUAAUUUUAACCUCUGGGAAACACUGGGCCUCCUAAACGCUAGGCCUCCUAAUUUUAACCUAACGUACCUAAUAACAUUGAAUAAACUGUGGUUUGAUGA
Messenger RNA from Monodelphis domestica (gray short-tailed opossum), 1617 nucleotides. Lineage: Eukaryota; Metazoa; Chordata; Mammalia; Didelphimorphia; Didelphidae. The record is from RefSeq and is a predicted model, not a curated record.